AUGACGUUCAUGCUCACUUUCGACUACGAAAAGGAUGGCCUCUAUGACACAUGCUACCCCGUAGUUUGGAAGGAAACUAUGAUCACGAUCGUCGCUCAUUUAACAUAUGGACUCGCUUCGUCCAAAGCACAAGCUGCGGAUGGGAACCUCAUUAGUGCUUCAACUUACGUGAAGCUGCAGACCCCUGAGAUGGGAACCGGUGGUUUCCUGCAGGUCGUGAACAAGACCGCACAUCUGUGCGUGGUCCAACUGCCAGGCUUUUUGGACCCGGUAGACGAAUUCGCGCUUGUUGCAGCACUCUUCCUCGGUAAACAAAGGAGAUGUGGCAGCAAGAAAGUCAAGACUGAGUGGAAACCAAUCCUUAGCAUCUACAUCACCUCGGACUGUCAAGAGAAUGAGAUUUUGCUCGGUGCCACCGACAUCCUUGUGAUCUGGAUUCAAGACAAGAUUUAUACGCCAUUGCACAGAACGACCUAG
Suillus subaureus is the source of this 477-nucleotide messenger RNA. RefSeq lists its product as uncharacterized. The record is from RefSeq and is a predicted model, not a curated record. The transcript has 4 exons. Bases 1 to 477 code for a protein of 158 amino acids. Lineage: Eukaryota; Fungi; Basidiomycota; Agaricomycetes; Boletales; Suillaceae.